Molecule: messenger RNA, 807 nt
Organism: Racocetra fulgida
Lineage: Eukaryota; Fungi; Glomeromycota; Glomeromycetes; Diversisporales; Gigasporaceae
Source: the annotation of a GenBank genome assembly
AUGUUUAUUCUCUAUAAAAUAAAUAGUUAUAUUUAUACUGGAGAAUUUUCAGAUAACAAUAAUGUUGACCUUCUCGAUAUUUUUAUUGCAGCUGAUGAGAUUCAAUUAAAUGAAGUUAAACAAAAGGUUGAAAAGCGCUUGCUUGAAACUGAAUCAGCUUGGAAAUUUCCCCGAGACUUUAUUACAAUAUAUGGUCUUAUUGAAAAAGGGUUUCAAGCUUUAUCUGAUCCUAAGCCUAAAUCUAAUUUACCAAAAAGAGAAUUAGCUUAUUCUUUUGAUUCUAAUAUCAUCGAGGCUAAAGACGCUGCAUUAAUAGCAAGUUGGAUUGAUAAGAAACAAGGAAUGCCUUAUCGUUUUAAUGACAUGCCUUUCGAAUUUAAACUUAUUUAUCGAGCUAGCCGUGAAAAUUUUAGUGUUGAUACGUUUCAUAAGAACUGUGAUUAUGUGGGACCAACUGUUGUUAUUAUUAAAGUCCGAAAUUCAAAUGAAAUAAUUGGUGGAUAUAAUCCGUUAGAUUGGAGUGAAAAUGAUGAUUAUUAUAAUCAUGAGUUCAAACCAACAUCAAAAAGUUUUGUAUUUUCACUUUUUUCAUUAUCUAAUGGUGCAAUUCCCAGAGUAAGCUGUGUUUCUUCUCAAAAAGAAGCAAUCACCUGGUGUACGAGUAGAGGACCAUGUUUUGGUUUCAAAGAUUUAUGGAUAGAAGAAAAUACUUAUAAUUCACAAAGAUCUGUCGUUGGUACAAGUAAAAAACACUCUUAUGAAAAAGGAAUCAUUGACAAAGAAACAUUUGGAAUAGAAGAAUAUGAA